CUGGCUACUGCUUGAAAAAAAUAACAUUAAACAUGAAGGUAAAAUAACGUACAGACAGAUAAAGAGUAAAAAAUGUUUGGCAAAAACAAAAAUGUGCCAUAAGCUUUCUUUACCCUGACAGUCUUUACUGAGGGAAAUAUGUACCAUAAACCACAUACUAUAAUUGCUUCCUGGUCCAUUGGAUCGUUAGGAAACACCCAUGGGAAACGCUUGACACAAUCAGAACAACCAUUUCCAGGUUUGUACAUAAUGGAGGCUGUCACUAACACAUUUGAAAGUGUAAAAGCGGCGAUCUUAUCAGCUCAUGAAAGCACCACAUCAGUAGAAAAAGUCAACUUCUACAACUCCUGGGCAGAGAACUAUGAUCAGGAUGUGGCUGUUCUGGACUACCGUGCACCAAGUCUGGCAGCAAACAUCAUCUCCUCCCAUUUCAGCAGUGAUCGUGAAGCAGCUGUAGUGUUGGAUGUGGCCUGUGGUACAGGACUGGUGGCCAAACAGAUGAAAAGACAUGGAUUUGGACAUUUUAUGGGCAUCGAUGGAAGCGAGGCUAUGUUGAAGUUGGCCAGAGAAAGUGGGUUGUACCAGGACCUGAAACAGUCCUUGCUGGGAGAGGGGCCGCUGCCUGUCCAGUGGGGUUUGUUUGAUGUGGUUAUGAUCGUUGGAGCACUGAGUGUUGGUCAUGUCCCGGUUCGUGUCGUCAGAGAGUUGUGCGAGUCCACCAAACCAGGUGGCUACAUUUGCAUGACAACCAGAAGUAACCAUGACAAUGUGGAAUACAAAGCCGCCCUGGAGCGUGAGCUCAAGCAGAUGGAGGACGAAGGGCUCUGGACUUGUGUAGAGGUGGCUGAGGUGGAAGACUGGGAGAGAGCGGUGUCACAGCAGGAGGAUGGAUACAUAGCUGGUGCCGUGUACCUCUAUAAGAAACUAAAACUAUAGCACGUUGCACAUCAAUGUAGAUGCAACGUCACAGCAGCAAAAGUACAAAACAACUCAAGAAGAUACAAAAUAUUCAAAUAACUCACUUUACUCACAAUAACACAAGUGUUCCUUUUUAAAUGAACAGCAUCACAGGUCAGGCAGCACAAAUGUCAGUGAGGCUUUGAUUCACAUUAAUGUUCAAACAGGAAAAGUGGUGAAAUAAAGCACUCUCUAAACAGUAUGCAUACAAAAUCCUUAUUUUUGAGUGUAAUGCACAAAGAAAAUGGAGGUGCUGUGUUUGUUAAUAUACUAUAUAGACUGUGUGUGUGUGUAUACACAUAUACAGUAUCUGGGCAUAGGGCUGUCAAAAGAAGAUGGUUGAGAUUACAAUGUUACUUACAGACUUGCAAGAAAAAUACACCUGUGAUUGUUGAUGAAUGUGCUGGUGGUGUAUAAUACAUUUCAAUUACAUAAAAAGCUGUUGCUAUUUGAAAAGGUCUUGAAUAUAUUUGUAGUCAAAUUUUAAACAUUAAAACAUAACCUGCAUAAUAUGGAGGGAUGAAGAGUCAAUUUAUUUUGAUCUGACAAGGUCUGGUGUGUUUGAGUGCACCACUGACCAAAGGAUGGCAGUGUUUUUCAAGUGGUCUCCUGGUGCUGUACAGCCAAAUAUUGUUAAAGCCCACUGAACUUAAUUUAAAUAUUUUGGCUUACUUCAGUGUAGUUUUAUUCAUGUAUUACUAAUUUUUUGUAUUCUCUCCCUUUCAAUUGUAUGCAAAAAAAAUUUUACAGGUUUAGUUCAUGUAUCUACACAAAGUCUUCUCUAAAGUUAGACUUGUGCAUUUUGGACAACUGGCAUUAUUAAAUUAUGACUAGCCAAUGAUGCUGUUGCACAUUUGAAUAAGAAAAACCCAAAUAACACAUGUUCCCAAAACAUGAUUCACUGAAACUGAAUUUGAAUGUUGUACAAACACACUGCGCCUCCCUCCUCUAACCCUGCACACCUCUGCGGUAAACACAUUCUCUGUCAAACCUGUUUGACCUGUACAUUUGAAUAGCCAAGGCUGAAAGUCCAGGAGGAUGUUGUUUCCUUUAAAGGCUCUUUUCAGCUUAUGAUGUAUGACAUGUUAGCAUGUUUUUCAAUAUAUUUAUAUUAGUAAAAAAGACUGGCUUGCCCAAUCAAAUUAUAGUAAUUUAUUGAAAAGUAAACAUACAAAUAUCUGUCAUUAAUAUAUGUACAACAAAAUAAACAUAAAAUCACAUUUCAUAGUGAGCGAAAUCUAAAAAGUAACUUUUUAUGUGCAAAAGUGGAGUUUUCCAUGGCUAUAGAACUCAUCCAAUGAGGACAUACAUGUACAGUACAUGAAUUCA
Etheostoma spectabile (orangethroat darter) is the source of this 2286-nucleotide messenger RNA. It is a transcript of the gene mettl27, whose product is annotated as methyltransferase like 27. The transcript has 6 exons. Gene Ontology annotation, molecular function: S-adenosylmethionine-dependent methyltransferase activity. Lineage: Eukaryota; Metazoa; Chordata; Actinopteri; Perciformes; Percidae. The record is from RefSeq and is a predicted model, not a curated record. Bases 139 to 936 code for a protein of 265 amino acids.